Messenger RNA from Aspergillus clavatus NRRL 1, 2646 nucleotides. RefSeq lists its product as uncharacterized. Gene Ontology annotation, cellular component: nucleus. The coding region runs from base 1 to 2646 and encodes 881 amino acids. The transcript has a single exon. Gene Ontology annotation, molecular function: DNA binding. NCBI's taxonomy places the organism in Eukaryota, Fungi, Ascomycota, Eurotiomycetes, Eurotiales, Aspergillaceae. The record is from RefSeq and is a predicted model, not a curated record.
AUGUCGGACCUUUCUCAUCCCGUAUCGCUACUGUCCGUGAGACUAAAUGACCGAGAUCACCACAGGGACCGGGACAGAAAGCCAUCCUCCUCUUCCUCCACAUCGUCCAGAGCCCGCCAUCACCGCUCAUCCCAGGGUCGGCCCUCCCGCCCCUCAACCAAGGAUCGAGACCGUGCCACUCCCACGGCUCGCUCCUCCACCACCUCUACCUCUCGACCAUAUCCCGCCUCGCAUCCUCAGCGUCGGUCCUCCAUGCCGGGCGUCGACACCGACAGCCGUUCCGCCACGGCGUCCUUUCUCGAGUCGAGGACGAGCCUGCCGUACCCGACUUUCUCUAAAGCUCAUAGUAGAGAGGCGGUCGGCAAACCGGGCAUCCCAACCCCAGACCCCACCGAUCUGACCGAGGAUAUCAAGGAGGGCGAAGAAUCAGGCAACGGUCACCGCACAGACAGCCAGCAUGUGCCGCCCAGCCCACCAUUGACGAGCGUCGAUCAAGGGUCCUCCCGCAAGGGGAGUACGCUAGGCGAGAAAGAAGACAAGGCGGCAGAAGAGAAGAAGGAGAAACCCAAAGAUGGAAAGACAAAGAUUCGCAUCCGAGCCGAGUCGACAAGGUCGUCGUCAAGUCUACGCUCGAGGAAGGACGAGGCACCCAGAUCCAGCAAGACGGUACGACCGGAGACUCCCAAGUCGAAGCUGUCGGGUCAAGACAAGGAAAAGGAUGUACCAUCGCGCGUCGCCAGCAAGAAGUCGUCCAAAUCUAGGAUCCUCGAUGAGGCUAAACUGCCUAGACGGUCUGCGAGCCGGAGCACUCUCUCCCCACCCCGAUCUCCCGCGACGGUGCGUGAUAUCGGAGCAUCAUCCGCCAACGGCUCUGACGCUACCAUUGCACCACACCAGCCGUCGAUCACCUCGCGAAAACCGAAAUCACCCCCUCAGAAGCCGCCAUCGCGGAAUCAGACCCGCUCGUCCAUGUCCCAUUCGUUCGGUCCGAGAAAUGGCUCUCCAGUGGACAUCACAUUCGACUACGGUCGGCCGCCUACCUCUAAUUCCACCUAUGGCGCACCACCUCCCCCUCCUCCGCCGCCAGAAGUGCCUGUCUCCAUCCCUAGGGUCGAUUACCUCCUACAGAAUGGUGGUUUAGACCACCGCGUACCAAAAACACUACUCAUUGGCCCUGAAAAUCUGGAGCUCCCACCUCAUCAACAGGCGCAGCCCCUAAUUGCAGCGUCCAGGGUAUUUGAUCCUUUUAAUCGCCUUCUCGACGAUUACCAGCAUGUCAUGUCCAAGAGCGGCUCAUUGGCUGUUGCGACAGGGUACCGAUCUGUGGCUCGACGGCUUCUCGACCGGCUAGAGGCUGUUUUUGCUCGAGAUAUCUCAUCGGAAUCGUGUCACUGUUUGAUGUGUGAUCACGAUGCGAUGGAAGAGCGCCCGUCUGGCGUCAGCUGGGGCGAGGUCUUGGAACUAGUGUCUGGUCGCAGGGAGCUUCCAAGCUGGCCGCCGUUUAUAAUGGCACCGACAGUGGAAGCCGAUUUGUCCGGUGACGAACACGUGCCCAUGCAGAAGAUGGACAUCGAUGUUCCAGAGGAAUAUCGCGAGCAUUUUAUGCGGCAGUCUCGCAAGACCAAGGUGGCAGUCGACAGGUGGUUGAAUGAGCAAGUCGUGCAGCCAACCAGCGCUCCUGAGGAGGUGGAUGACGAGACCUUGACUUUCGCAAUGUUGACGCACCUUGAUACUGAGCUGCGUCCGCUAUUCUGUUCCCUUCUGGGCAUCACAUCCACAUCAACACCAGCGCCGCGGACGGAUGACCAGCAACCUCGCUCGAGACCUCAGGCCCUCGUUUCCUCCUCCCACGCGAUUCAGCGACUGUACCGCCUCUCGUCUCUCCCGCGGGACCCAGAGACUGCCAUUUACAUGCUGAACAACCCAGGAAUUCACCAUGUGCUCGCCACUCUUGCCGCGAUUAGCGAUGACGAAUGGGACAUUCUGAUCUCCGGGCGUUUUGAUGGAUUCCUGCGCAGCGGUGCGGAGGACCCAAUCCCCGGCAUGCCAAGUGGAACUCCUUCGCGUUGGAAUAGUAGCCGGUCGAACACACCCUUUACUUCCGGCGGUAUCUCGCGCGGCCCUACCCCGAGCAUGGACGGCGGCUUCCGGCCGGCGAGUCAGCCAUGUGGCACAAACUCAUCGUCACCCGCCUCGUUCGGCGGCCCUAUCGCGCUGGACGAAGAAACUGAGAUUGCAGCGCUUGCAGAGAUCGAGCGGGAGAUUUUUCUCAGCAUGGAAGCGCUCGAGGACGCGUUUGAGGCUCUCCACUGCAAGGCGGAGGUUGUCCGGCGCGCUCUGCGCGAACGGGGGGCCGGGCUGUCGAUUGCCAACCAGAACCGCCGUGGUUCUUUUGUCGAGGCACGUCUUGGUACUCCGUCCUCCGCCCUGGGCACCUGGGAGAGCGGCACGGAGGAUGACUUCCUCGACGACGAUCGGUCGCUGGCACCGGACGAUUCAGCCAGCAACAUUAGCUCCAACCGGCGACGGCGGCCCAAGCGACGCACUGAGCGCCGCACACCUGCACCCGUUGAGGAGGAAGACGAGGAGGAGGAAGCGUCGCAUUCCAGCCGACGCGAUCGCGACCGCGUAUCUCGACGCAGAUGA